Molecule: messenger RNA, 11024 nt
Organism: Zootoca vivipara (common lizard)
Lineage: Eukaryota; Metazoa; Chordata; Lepidosauria; Squamata; Lacertidae
Source: RefSeq, a predicted model, not a curated record
UGCAAGCUCUGGACAAGGAAGUAGAAAGGAGGCAGAGGGAACGCAUAUCAGUUUUUUCACUGGUUGUAAAUCAAACACGAAGGCACACUGCGCAUGUGUUGCCACGAUAGUUUCUCUUGGGUACAAUCUUACCCUUCGAUGCUAAGGAAAUGGCUGGGCCCAGUUGGGAACAGACGCAACUGAAGUCUCAGAACCCAGCUUCUGGAGGAGAUCAGUUCUGAUCUCGACUAGAUUAUAUGCCAGGAGUGAGCAGGUGGUGGUGGGUCCAAUCUGGCACACUUGAAAAAAGGUAUCAUGGAAUUGCAGAGUUGGGAGGGGCCUUGAGGGCUGUCUGGUCCAACCCCCUGCAAUGCAAUGAUUUUUUUUGCCCAACGUGGGGCUUGAACCCACAGCCCUGAGGUUGAGAGCCGCAUGCUCCAGUGACUGAGCCAUCAUGUUGCCAAUCCAAUAACAAGAAAGGUGUGUGGAAUAAAUAGUUGCCGUAGCUAAGCCACACGGAGACAAGAGAAAUACGUGGCGGUGGUGGUGGAAUACCCCCCCCCCCCGGAAGCCAAAAACUAGUUGCCCUUGCCUAAGGUGGAAACAAAAUCCCAGCCCCUCAUCCACUCUACUUAAUCCAUCAUCUCCCCUUCCAGUAUAUCAGGAAUUUUGUCUCUUGAACCUUCUUUAGUGCCUCUGGGCUUCACUUCUGCCUGUGAUGUGUUGCGAGCGCUGGGCUUUAUUUGUUUCCCUCCCCUGUUUUUAUUUAUUUGUUGCUUUUCUGUAUCACUUUCUUUUCCAGGGAAUUCGAGAUAGCUUGCAUGGUCCCCACUGAUCCCCACAACAACAACCCAGUGAGACAGGUUUGGGCGGGGGGGGGGGGCAGUGACUGGCAGAGAGAAGCAGGGACAAGGUCUUCCCCAGAGAGCAUCACAUGGCCAUUUGGGGAUUUGAACCCUGGUGUGCUCAGAGAGAGUUGACAGACUCUCUGCUGCAUCAUUGCGAAAGAUGAUUGGCACCUUGGAGCAGAGCACAUUGAAAAUACUUUAAAAGGCGCACUCGUGAGUCAGGUUGUCUGACAAUGCCCGGGAGCGUUCAGUUUUGCGGCCCGUGCAGUUAUCACCUUCUCUUGCGCAACUGCAGCAGUUUUGCAGCCUCUAAAGUUUUCCCGGCUCCCUCCCUCUCUCUCUUUGCGUUGGCGAGUUACACAGGUUAAUUACAUGGUUGCGGGUGAAGCGCUUGACAGCUAGAUUUACUUUCAAACAUUGCGCUUGGCGAGGAGCCAGAAGCAGUGCAGUGCCUUGUUUACAGACGGGUAAUACUUAACCUUUAGCGUUUGUAAGGCUGUGAGCCUUUCUCGGCUCUGAGCCUCCUGCAGGCUGUCCUUUUGCAAAAUGUUGGACGUAGAGCAGCAAGUGCCCUUGCUGCUUUUGAGAGCUGCGGUUGCAAUCCCACACUCACUUUGUUCCAGGUAGAAAUGUAUAAAACUGAAUUGUAAGCAUGCAAACUGGGAUGCCUCCAGUUUCACUCUUACCUUGGCUAUGAAUAUCCGAGAUCAUUUUAAAGCAACUUUCCCUGUUAGAAGGGGAUGGUGGGAAUUGUAAUCCAAAACAUCUGAGCUACAUGUGGACUAUGUUGGCAAAAGCUUCCUCAAGGUAGGCUGCUGUUUUUGCCAUUAUGUGAUAAGAGCAGCCUAUCUUACAUGGCUGUUCCAAAGAUUAUUCCAGCGAUAUAUAUCUUUUCAGUCAACACAUCAAAAAAAUUCAUGGCAGUCAUGGUGUUUUGGUGUGUUCCACAUCCCUGUUUCCUUCUCCAACUGAAACCAAAACAGUUCUAAGAAAGGAACUGAAACUGACAGUUCUAAGAAAGGAACAACAACUAAAAGACUCUCCCAAUACACCACUGAUCUUUGGAACUCACUGCCACAGAGAUAUAGUGGGGGCAAAAGCAUGUUGGCUAAAAAGAUGAGACACAUCGGGAAACAAUAUUGAAGUACCGUAGCUCUUGCAAAAUCUUCAUGUAGACAGAAAAACACCAAGUUAGUGUUAGUGGCAACCAUAUUGUGAAGUGGAGCAGAGGCACCAAAUCACAUUUCAAUGAACAAAAUGAGAAGGGUUCAAUAGGAGGCGGUAGCAAAGCUUUCAGGAAGGUGGGUGGCCCCAAUUCAAUACUGUUAUUGUUGAGCUGAGUGCCCCCCCCCCAAGAAAUAGCUGAGGGUAUUUUAAGAGCAUCUGUUGUAGUUAGCUUUGUAUCUCAGCUACAAACAGGCCAGUCAUAAUCUGACUAGGGCCUUGGAGUAAAGGUAAAGGUAAAGGGACCCCUGACCAUUAGGUCCAGUCGUGACCGACUCUGGGGUUGCGCGCUCAUCUCGCAUUAUUGGCCGAAGGAGCCGGCGUAUAGCUUCCAGGUCAUGUGGCCAGCAUGACAAAGCCGCUUCUGGCAAACCAGAGCAGCACAUGGAAACGCCGUUUACCUUCCCGCUGUAGCGGUUCCUAUUUAUCUACUUGCACUUUGACGUGCUUUCGAACUGCUAGGUUGGCAGGAGCUAGGACCAAGCAACAGGAGCUCACCCCGUUACAGGGAUUCGAACCGCCGACCUUCUGAUCAGCAAGCCCUAGGCUCAGUGGUUUAACCACAGCGCCACCUGGGUCCCUAGGGCCUUGGAGACCAGAGUUCAAAUCCUGACUAAGCCAUGAAGCUCACUGGGUGACUUGGGCCAGUCACUGCCUCUCAGCCUAACCUCCAGGAUUGUUGUGAGGUUAAAUAAUAUGAGCAACACUGAUAGCAAAAUUUAUUACCUGCCCUUCACCAGCAGGUCCGAGGGCGGAAAAUGCAGUAUUAAAAACAGUUAAAGCAAAUUGCAUUCACAGGAACAAGGGGAGAAUCCUAUAUGCCAUCUUUUAUGUCCUUGGAGAAAAGGAGCAAUAUAAAUGUAAUAAGAUUUGUGCUUUUGGGGUGAUUACCUAGGACAGGGCAGGGGGUCCAUUUAAUUGUUUAAAAUCCAGCAGCUGGAACCAAAGGAAGUGUCCAGAAAUAAAGGAUUUUUGUGUGGAGUAGUAAUCGCUUGUCAUCUGAAACACUACAAUGUAUUGUUUUUCUGCUGUUUGAAUCCAAAACAGCCACCAAGCCUUGGAUCUUGUGCAUAAUACAACCACUAGAAUCUUGAAAGCUAAAACAAACAAACAAAAGUUCAGGCACAGGGAUAUUUCUUUAAUAGGCCUUAACCUUGUGUAGGGUUGUGUGUUUUCAAAUGGGCAUGAGAGCUAGACACAGGUGCCCUUCCAAGCUUCCUCCAAGAAGCUGGCAGACUCUGUUCUUUUCAGUGUAAUAUCCAGUAUCCCAAACAGGACUGUAUUUAUUGCGUCAGUUUGGGGAGCUGGGAGAUGCAAUAGGGGCUUGCUCUGUCCACGCCGUGCAUGGACCUGGUAUUGCAGUAUCUCUGAGUGACAGUGUGGCGCAGUGGUUAGAGUGUCGUACUGUGGCCUGCGAAGCCAGGGUUCAAAUCCCCCGCUUGGCUGUGAAGCUCACUGAGAGAGACUUUGGGCCAGUCGCUGCAUCUCUCAGCCUAGCCUAUCUUACAGGGUUGUUGUGGGGAUUAAACAGGGAGGGGGAUAACCAUGGAGCUCCUUGGGUAAAUUUUUUGAUUUAAAUGCAAUAAGUAAAUAACCCAGGGAUGGGGGUGGAGUGGGGUGAGACAACCCCCUCUUCAUUGGAGCUGGCAUAGCUGCCUGUCCAUAGUCAGUGGCAGACCUCGAGGUCCCAAAUUCCCACAACACCUCUCACCUUCUGUUCUGCAUCAUACUAGCGCCACCCGAGGCUCCGCACCCCAGGGUGACCGAAGUGGCCUCUGCCAAAGUGGAGGCAGAAAAUCACAACCUUUCUGUGCCUUUCUGCUCAUAGCUCUGCACUUUUGGAAUGUCCCCUUUCCCACCCAGGGAUAAAAUGUUUCUUUCUUUCUUUCUUUUUUUACAAAUGAUUCUUUAUUAUUUAAAAUUACAAUUUAACAAACACACACACACACACACACACACACACAAACAAACGCAAAAUUACAAUUUAACAAACACACACACACACAAACAAACAAACGCAAAAAUAAACAAUCGUAAUGUGAAUAAAUCAUAGCAAAUAUACAUUUCUCCUGUUUCUUUAGCUUUACUUACAUACUUCCUGUCCUUCUCAUUAUACAAUGUUUUGCUUCCUUUGUUCCACAGGUUUAUAUUUUGUGUUGUCUUUUCUUUCCAUCUAUUUUUUAUUCUUGACAAGCUUAUCUUUUGCAAACAUCAUUCUAUUUCUGCUAGCAAAGAGUUGUUUGGAAAAUACAAUUUUAAGUACCUUUUGUAUAUAACCGAUUCUCUUGCUACCUUUUGUGUUGAUAAACCUCUUACGGAGUCAGUCAGCUUUGCCAGUUGCAAAUAUUCCAACAUUAGCAUUUGCCAAUCUGAAAUUGUUGGUAGAUUUUCGUUUUUCCAGUUUCUUGCCACUAAAAUUCUAGCGGCUGUCAAUCCAUACAUUAAUAGAGUUCUUAUUUCUUUCUUUAUCUCUGGUGGUAAUAUUUCCGGCCUUUUUUUAAGCGUUGUUUUAAAUAGUUUUUUUUAAUAGUUUUUUUAGUUCCUCAUAGAGAGAAGGUUUCUUGGUCUGCCAACGAUCUUGCACAGCUUAAUUUGAAAAUUAAGUAGUAGGGCAUCCGCUUUGCAUUCAGAGGGGGUCCCUAGGUUGUCCCUCGGUCUCCAGUUAGGGCUGGGAGACAUCGUUGCUGAAACCCUGGAGAGGUGCUGCCUGCCAGUGCUGAAAUAGAUGGGCUAGUGACCUACCAGUGUUCCUGGAGCAAUGAUGCUGAGGAUCAAGGGAAUAUAGGAGACAUAUAGGCUUUGUUUUGUCGGUGUUGAGAAACUCUGCAUGUACCCAGCGGCACUCUUCCUGCUGUUGUUUCACAGCCCCUUGCCAAACCUGGCAUUUAAAAGAAAAUAUGAGAACAUAUUUUCAGUUACAAUCGCAAAGAGGAGAACACCCUCAGCACCUGAUUUUAGUCUUUUCUUUUAAAUGUGGGGUUUAGCAAUGGGUCGUGAGUGCUCCUGAGUAUAUACAGAGUUUCCCAUCAGCGACAACUCCCCUCCCUGACAUCCUGAGACCUUUGGGCUCAAGAACUUAUUUAUUUAUCCUAGAUUUGUAUUCUUUCCAAUGUUUUGGGCAGGCUUGGGAAUUAUCGCUGCUCCCUUGGAGUUCCCUUCUUGUUUUUCCUCCUGCUUUCCAUUCGCACUUUCUAGACGGUCCCUUGCAGGGAGUGGGGAUUUAAACACACACACACACACACACACACACACACACACACACAAAACAAACCCGGGUAGGCUGAGACACUGCUGUCAUCCAUAUAUGGGCAUGCCCCAAACUCGGCCCUCCGAUUGGCCGCCAGGCGCCAUGCAUAUGCCUGUCAACAAAUGGCUGAGCCUGGCGGAUGGUGCGGAGGGGGGGCAGGAGGGAGAGUUGCAAUCUGAUGGAUUAAAGGUCCCUAUUGUAUUGCAAGGGGGGCAUGUAGGGGCCGGUGGAAUGAGCCUGCUGGCCCUUUAAGGGAGCAGUAACACACACAUACAGAGCAGGGGGGGGGAGCUUUGCUUGCUUGCAAAAUCCCAAUACUGUAUCUCUCCCUGCUUUUCUUUUUUUUCUUUUUACAAACUGAUCCUUCCCCCUUUUCUAAGCAGUGUUUGCACACACACAAAAAAAGGGGGGGGGGAGGGAGAAAAGGGAAGAAAAACAUCCUUUGCAACCUGUGGAUCUGUUUUAUUUUAUUUCAUGCUGGUUUUUCCAGGCCCCAAAGCAGGGAUGUAGGUUUCAGCGGAGGCCUUCUCCAGAUCACACCCACUCCUGCCACCCCAGGCUUGGGAGUAACAGGCACCUCCGAGGCCCCACGAGCUGCCCAUCCAUGAGCUAGGGGAAAGGAAGGGCUGCCUUCCCCCCUGCCCCCUUGCCAUGAGACAGUGAUGGAUCAGAACACCUUCUCCCACAUCCAGCUAUGGUGCCCGCGGCCUUUCGGCACCUACUCCCAGAACAAGCAGUGCCCUGGAGGCCAGGUGAAAAAGACCUUUGGGGACUUUGCCUGCAAAGCCAAGGAAGAAGAAGGCGGCGGCGGUGAGGCCUGCUCCGAAAACACUCCCCCUGCCCCGCCGCCUCCACCCCCGCCGCCCCCCACAGUCUCCCCCAACCCCACCCAGGUGGAGGAGGGGCGGGUGCUCUUGGACACGUGGUACGUGAUCAAACCGGGAAACACCAAGGAGAAGGUUGCCUUUUUUGUGGCCCAUCAGUGUAGCAGCGGCAGCCGAGCCAGCGCCAUGAAGGUCAAGGGCAACUGGGGGAGUGACAGCUCCAAGGCCAAGCGGCGGCGGAGGUCCCACGACCCCGGCAAGAGCAAGGCCUGUCCGGUCAAGGCGAAGGACGCCGGCAGCAGCAGCAGCAAGGAAGCCGAGGAUGUGUGCCUUUGCCCGGAGUCCCAUGCCGAGCCGGCGGCCGGAGACUCCACUGACCUGCUCUCGGUGGCUGAGAUGGUGGCCUUGGUGGAGCAGCGCACUGCCCUGGCGUUGCAGAACUACCCCAGGCCGAGCGUGCCGGCCGCGCCGCCGUCCCCCAUGGUCUUUGUGUCAGCAGAGCAGGAGGGCGAGGAGAAGAGGGCACCUUCUCCGGGAGGCGGCUCGGACUGGAGCCGGGUGGCGGAGGCCGUGGCCCACUUUGAGUCGCAGCAGCAGCGGGAGCGGAGCGUCCUGCGCCCCAACGGCCUGUGCCGGGAGUCUCCCGAAUGCGUGGCCAACUCCCAGCACAGCCCCGGCGAGGUGCGCAUCGCCUUCCGCAUCUCCAGCAGCCGCGACCCCCGCUCGCCCACAGAGGGCAGCCAGGGUGCCCGCCCCAACUGCAUGUUCAUGAGCUGCGGAGGGUCGCCCACAGGCAGCGCCGCCCGCGCCAAGGACAAGAUCACGUGCGACCUCUACCAGCUCAUCAGCCCCUCGCGGGACACGCUCCCCAACAAUGUGGACUUCCUGCUGGCCAACGCCUCCCCCAAAGGGCCGGACGGGGUCACCAGCGAGCCCCCGGAUGUGGAGAUGACCUGCCGGGACAGCCCCAGCGGCUCUGGCAAGCUGGACGCCAUUGCGGAGGGCGGCCGGGGAGGCGGGGAGAAGGCGGGAGGCCCCACCGCAUCGGUGGCUCGCGACUGCGUCUCCGGCUUCCAUGUCGACGUGGUGGUCACCGGGGUGGUGGACCAGUGCGUCUUCUUCGGCAAAGACAGCACCAAGAAUAUGAAGGAGGAGACGGUCUGCCUGACGGUGGGCUCGCCCACGCAAGAGGGGCUGUGCUCGUCGUGCGAUGACCCGCCGCCGGGGCAGCUCUUCUUCCUGCACGCCCAGGUGCCUCGGCAGGAGGAUGGCAGGGACAUGGACGGCGCUUUUCUGGACCCUGCCAGCGGCGGCGAGGGCGGCCUGGAGAGAGCCGACGGGUCCGGCCUGGAGCCGACGUCCUCGGACACCUCGCUCUGCCGCCUCUACCGCCAUGUCUCGCACGACUUCCUUGAGAUCCGCUUCAAGAUCCAGCGGCUGCUGGAGCCGCGGCAGUACAUGCUGCUCCUCCCGGACCAUAUCAUGGUGAAGAUCUUCAGCUACUUGCCGACGCAGUCGCUGGCCGCCUUAAAGUGCUCCUGCCACUACUUCAAGUACAUCAUCGAGGCGUUUGGCGUGCAGGCCACGGACUCGCGCUGGACCCGGGACCCCCUGUACCGCGACGACCCCUGCAAGCAGUGCAAGAAGCACUACGAGAAAGGGGACGUCUCCCUGUGCCGCUGGCACCCCAAGCCCUACCAUCACGACCUGCCUUACGGACGCUCCUACUGGAUGUGCUGCCGGCGGACGGACAAGGACACGCCCGGCUGCCGGGUGGGACUGCACGACAAUAACUGGGUGCAGCCUUGCGACAUGCUGAGGGAGAGGGGGGCCCGCAGGGAGGAUGGGAGGUGAGGGGCAGAGCCCGGCGGGGACGGGGGGCGGCGAAGAAGAUAGAGCGCCUCCCCCUCUUCUCCGCUCUCCUCGGGUGUGCAAGAGGGUGUGGUGUGAUUGUGUUUCACAGGAUUUUUGUUGUGUUGAGGCUCCCCCCCCCAAAAAAAACAAAGUUGCAUUUGGUUGCAUUUUCCCGUUUGGGUUUGAUUUCUUGCCUGCCCAGUUAUAGAAGGGGAGGGGGGAGGGAGAGACAAAAAGCCAGCGUAUGGAAAAGUAGAAAAUUAAAUCUACGUCUAAGGAGGCACAGGGCCCCUCGAAACGAAAAGGGAAAUCCUGGGUGGCGGGUAUUAAAAUGAGCACCAGUCUUCUCUUCCAGCCAUUGCAGCUCAUCUCCAGGUUUAAGGGAGGGGAAGGGCUAACCUGCAGACCUCCAGGCAUUGUCCGACUCCCAACUCCCAUCAUGCCCUUGGCCCUCUCUGGAGGGCAGCAAGUUUCUGGUCACUGGUGUAGGGAGAUGAUGUAACAAAUUCUCGAGUUGUGUCUGUUCCUGCCCCACCCCCGUUUUUGAAAAAUAGGAUCUUACCUGAGCUUCCAGACUUCCAUUUGCGGAUAUUUGCUCUGUUGACGUCAUGUCGCUGGUGGUACCCAUGCGAGGCUCGCAAAACCAUUUGUGUCCAUCCUUUUGUCAAUCGAGGAUGCAGCCUCACGGCUGACUGUAAAAUCCAGAGGCAAAAUGUGCUGUGGUUUCCUGGUGGCAUACCUGCACUGUCCUUUUUAAAAACCAGCUUCUCAAACCCUUUAGGGCAGCAGAGGGAUGUCCUCUGUGCCCUUGCAAGAACUAAUUCCUAGGGAGGGUAUUCUGAGGCUGCCCAGAGAGCCCAAAUCGGUACUGUUUCCCCAUUGCUACGGGAAAACUCUGUUUGUAUCUUUAAGGCAUGCUCCCCCAACCUAGUACCCGUCGGACAUUUUGGACUACAACUCCCAUCAGCCGCCGCUGUAGUCCAAAAACAGCUGGAGGGGACCCCUUUUGGAGGAAGACUGCUUUUAAGACACAGCUGUUUCCUUACAAUGAAUAAACCUUGGCUUCCCUGCUCAGUUGCAGUCUGGGCCCUUUGCUCCUCAAGUCCAGGCAUUGGUAAACUUCGGCUCUCCAGAUGUUUUGGACUACAAUUCCCAUCAUCCCUGACCACUGGUCCUGUUAGCUAGGGAUCAUGGGAGUUGUAGGCCAAAACAUCUGGAGGGCCAAAGUUUGCCUAUGCCUGCUCAAGUUGAUGUUAAGAGCAAACAGGACCCUGCUUCCCUGUUUUGAGUGUCAAUUUAGGCCAGUGUUUCCCAACCAUCUUAGGUUUUGGGACUACAGCUCCCAUCAUCCCUAGCCAGCAGGACCCAGUGGUCAAGGGUGAUGGGAAUUGUAGUUCCCACACAGGUCGGAGACCCAAAGCUGUUUUGGGAAACACUGAUUUAGACCUCUUGACUUUGGCUGCGGUUCUCCCCCUCCUGCCUGCCGAACCUCCUACAGCCGAACCACCUCUCCUGGGUCUGCCUGUGCCCUUUGCAAACCUGUUGUAUUGCAAGGGGAACCUUGUGCCUCUGCUCCUUUAGAAAGAGACCCUCCUUUAUCCCCAAAUCCCUGCCAUUUUGAAACCCUUUCAGACACACUGUGCUCUGGGAUCGCAUGCAACCCUUCCGGACCCCACAAAUCAGACCUCUGUUCUGGUACCUGGCUGCUUGCUCUGUUUGCCACGGGACCUAGGGGGAAGUUGGGAGAACAGCCACAAAAUAAUCCCGAUCCCUUUUUACGAGUUGGAGAGGAAUGAAAUCGCAUCGUUCUAGGAAGAGGGCAAAGGGAGUCUCUGCCAGAAAACCCUCUGCACCCAUGUUUGAACCAAUCUGAGGGUUCCCUUCACACACACCCCAAAAAAGCCAGGGAACCACUUUAAAAAAUGGAGUUACCUUUGUGGCACAGAGGGGGUUCCCAAUCCCAGACACCUGCUUGUGAGCUGCAAAAAAACAAAACAGUUGGCACCGAGGAAUUUGUUUUAACUGGAAUUUCCAACGCAAGAUUUGCUAGCGCUAGGGAAAAAUGUAUAAAGUCUGCCCGCUGAAUUGCACUAGCAAGCAAGGGAGCGGUAUGUUGCACACGGCAUCCUACUGGUUUCCUACCUCCUCCCCAAAGUCACUCGCAAAUUGGUUUGCCUAACAGUCUAGCCUAGCAGUGGGGAGGGAAGACAGAACAGGAAGGGCACCACCCCUUGCUCCUGUGGUUUAUGUUUGCCUGCAAUCCGCUGCAUGUCCGAUGGCCCCACGGCAGGGUGCUUCCCCCCCCCAAAAAAAAAUCAGGAGAGGGUUUCAUCGCCCAGACAUAUCACCUCCGUCUGCCUUUGAUGCUCAGUGCAUCGUCUUAGGGCUACAAACUCUCAUGUUGUCUUAAGGGCUCUGUUCAUGACGUCUGGGGCUCCAUUGGGUUAGGGGGGGCCUUGUUCUCUGCCAGGGCCCUGGCCAGGUAGGUCAGACCCCCUUCCCUACCAAAGAGAGGGCUACCACCUGACUCUUUACGUGGCCCCAUCUUCACCUCCUCCCCAGCCACCAUAAUGGGGUGGAGCAGAAAACAGAAGACUGCCUGGUCCUCUUUUGAAAGUCUCAGCUGGGCUGUUGGCUCCUGUAAAUUUCCCCCAGACUGUCCUCUUCCCAGAUUCCAUACAGGGCAGUUCUUGCUGCUUUUAACAUUUUCACAGGGGAGGCAGUUGCAAGAGCCAUCGCUUGUCCCCGGCAGAAGGGAGAAGGUGCAGCUAUGAAAAUUCUCCUGCGCAGCUCCGCCGCUUUAUGGAUUUUGUGUCAACCUGGAAUCCAAGCAAGCGCUUCUCUGCCCUCCCUAGAGCCAUCCAUCCUUAAGGGGGGGGGACUCUAAAGAGCCGUUAUUCCGCAUGCUGUCUUUUAAGAGUGUCACUUCCCCCCACCCUCCAAAUAUGCGCACACACACACACACACACACACACACACCCUAACCCAAAAAUACACCUGCCCCAAAUUUUGGGUGGUUUUUAGCCAUCUAUCUCAUCCUCCCCCCCC